CAGAGCUGGCGCUAGGACUUGGACCUUGGAGACAGAAGCCUGUGGGGAUCGGGAGGGCUUGGAAGGAAAGUCAGUGAGUGGGUCGCGAGAGGCGGGGCGUGAGCUUCUGAGUCCUUCCGGUUCCUAUGACCUCCUCGGAGAAGAGUGACAGCCUCACGGACCAGAGCAAUGGGUUUGCUCUCAGAGUUGAAGUUGAUUGUGCCCUGGGGCCACAUUGCUGUCAAAGUCUGGGGCUCCCAGAAGAACCCUCCAGUUCUCUGCUUGCAUGGCUGGCUGGACAACGCCAACUCCUUUGACAGGCUCAUUCCUCUUCUUCCACAAGACUUCUGUUACGUGGCCAUGGAUUUUGGAGGUCAUGGACUCUCAUCUCAUUACAACCCAGGUCUCCCGUACUGCUUCCAAAAUUUUGUGAGUGAGGUCCUAAGGGUGGCAGCAGCCUUUAAGUGGACUCGGUUCUCCCUCAUGGGCCACAGUUUUGGUGGCACGGUGAGCGGCACGUUCGCCUGCAUGUUCCCCGAGAUGGUGGACAAACUGAUCUUGCUGGACGCAGCGCCACUUCUCCUGGAAUCUAAUGAAAUAGAGAACAUACUGACCUACAGGCGGAGAAGCAUAGAGCACAUGCUGAAGGUAGAGGCCUCCCAGAAGUCCCCGAGAGUCUUCAGCCCAGAGGAGCUGCUGCAGGGGCUCCUGAGUAGAAACAGCCACUUGACUAAAGAUUGUGGAGAACUCCUGCUGCAGAGAGGCGCCACGAAGGUGACCGAAGGUCUUGUGGUGAACAGGGACAAGAGGCUCUCUCUGCCAGAGAACAUCUUUGACUUCAUGAGCAAAGAUCAGUUUGUGCACUCUACAAGGAGGCUGCAGGCCAGCGUGGUGAUGAUCAAAGCACUGCAGGGUUACUUCGAUGUGAGGCGGGAGAACGAUAAUAUCAAGCAGCCGCUGCUCUUCAUGGUGGACACGCUAAGAUCCACCCUAAAGGAGGUAAGCGGUUCCAGUAUGUGGAAGUCCCAGGCAAUCACUACAUCCACAUGAACAAGCCCCAGACUGUGGCUGCAAUUAUCAGCCCCUUCCUCCAGGGUCUACCGAGGAAGACCUCUUCUAGGCUGUAGCUCUGGUCUGAGGCCCUGUUGGCUUCCUGGCUUCCACUGGAUCUUGAGCACUCUCAUGCCACAAAAUAGCUGGGGUGGGCGUGAGUCUCACUGGGCUUCCAGACCAAGAGAGGCAGCAGAGAAUCCUUCAGCAGAGCUGGGGGCAGGGAAGACUCUGGUCUUAUCUGUGACUUUGAGAAGGGGACUGGGUGUUUGCUGAGCCGGUGGUGCUAAGGAAGCAGAGGCCCUCUGGACUCAGAGGCUUCUGGGACCUGUCCUUGCCACCAGCUGUGUAGAAAUAAAAUCAUCUCCCGUCUUCA
Molecule: messenger RNA, 1405 nt
Organism: Grammomys surdaster
Lineage: Eukaryota; Metazoa; Chordata; Mammalia; Rodentia; Muridae
Gene: Serhl2
Product: serine hydrolase like 2
Exons: 12
Coding region: 169-1029 (286 amino acids)
Source: RefSeq, a predicted model, not a curated record